AAGGGACGAAGGGUCAGCCGGAAGUUGGAGGAGUGGAGAAAGAUGGUGGCGCGGAGGACUCGCUCGAUGUCUAGGAAAAGAGUCGCUGCGGAGGCUGCUGCUGCCGCCGCCGCCGCUUCCUCAGAAGAGGACGAGGAGAGUGACGAGGCUCCCGAGGAGGUGACCUUCGAGAGCGCGCGCGCCGCGGCCGAGGAGGCGCGUCGGUUGGCGGGGGAGCGCGUGCGCAGGUAAAGCUCGGCGUGGGACUCUCCAUCCCGCGCCUAGAACGACGCCUUGCGCUUCGGGGGUCAGCCUCGUCGUGGCGGGGAAAGGCGGGGGUCGUAGUUGACCGGCGCCUGCCCUCCUCCUAUGGGCCGGGGGGGGGGGGGAGAGGCAACGCCAAGAGCCUUUCUGUGGCAAAAUUGAGCCAUUCGGCAGGACUGAGGCGCCAGAACCAAAGAGAGAAGCUGACCCAGCUGCAUCUUGGGCUUCAAGCAGCUGCUCCUUCUUUUCUUGUUAUCCGUCGUCCCUUUCUAGUGUUGUAAAUGGCCUUUGCGUAAAAAGCCGAAUUUGUCCAUGAUAGGCCUCAGCUGUGAGAAAGUAUCCCUUACUUCAGUAGGAAAAUAGUAAUUGAAGUUUGCUGGGAGCUUGAACGACCAGAAAUAGACGCGCACAGUCUCUCCCCGCCCCCCGGCUUCCAAUAGCAUAGCUGUGCCCAUCCCAUAACGUUAAGGGGCUUGCUGUAUGCUAGAGAGAAGACAGUAUCAGUUCUUCACACGGACAGAGCGAGGAAGUGGUAGUGUGAUUCCACCUGGAGAAACACUUGAAUUUUCUUCAUUCUAUCCUAAACGGAUCAGUUCUGCAAUUCCUCAAGGACCACCUCUCCCCAUAUAAACUGACCCAGACCCUGAGGUCUGAAGGGUGGCAACAGAAAAAUAGGGCUUUUCUGCUGUGGCUCCCUUAUCCUCUUCCACCAGGCCUUUGACUGAUUAAUUUUCUACUGCCUUUUAAAUGUGUUGGGGGGGGGUGUUACUGUUUUGUUUCAACUAUUUUGUGCUUUUACCCUGUAUUUUUUUAUCUUGUGAACCACUGUGAGAUCUUCAAAUGAUGAUGAUAUUAUUAUUAUUAUUAUUAUUAUACAACAUCUUAGUCCAAAACUAAGGGAAUGUAUUAAGAGGUUUUUCUUGGUAGAUUUGACAAUACAAUGCUGUCUACUGAAAGUAAAUUUUCAGUCAUUCAUAUUAUAAAGACAAUUUACUGUGUUCACGUAAUAGUUAUGUGUGUUCUCUUCUCUCUUCUAAAUAUAGACAAUUGUGGUCAUUGUGAGAAUACAUCCUUCUUUUCCCCUGAAUGCACUUCUUAGUUAGUUUCUCUUAACUUUGUUGAUAGCACUUGGAACAAGCACUCACAGUGCUUGUAAAUACACAUUGAUUCUUCUUGUGCCCAUGUCUUCUCUUCAUAAACAUCGUCUUAUUAUUUAUUUACUUAGAGAAAAGGCUACCUUAAAAGAAAAGAGACGACAGAAAGAAGAACUAUUUAAGGAACAAAAGGUAAUGUUGAGGUUGCUUUAUUUUUCAUGCCCAGCAAACUUUCACACUCUGAAAAUGUUUCGCAGUUGUACCAUACUGCCCCUGCAGUUGCACACCAUAAAACUGAGAAUCGCCAUCAAAAUUCAGUCCCAAUGUGUUAUUUUGUAGAUAUAUCUGUGUGAGGGAUUUACGUGUGUAAUAUACAAAUGUUAUCUACAAACUAAUUUUCUAGAGUUCCCAGAUAUUUUUAAAUGUAAGUGAAAUAUUACACAUACUCAGUUUUGCACCACUUUUUAUCUUAAUGACUGCAGUCUAUUGAGGUAAACUAUUUCACUAUACUUUUUAAUGUAUUUUUAAUCCUAGCCCCUCCCUUUGCUUUUUGCAAUUUACCAUAGUGCACAUCUUGGGUACAGCAUAGACUGUUUUGCUCAAAGUAGUAACACUUUUCCAACCUACUUGGUUCCUGUUUGUAUGGUUUUAUAAGGACCCAUGAACAAAGUGGAGGCAGGAUAUAAAUAUGCAAGCUUAACGACUUAAGCUCUACCAUUGUGGGUCAGACAAAAGCUCGAUCUAGUUCAGUGUCCUUAAACAGCAGCCAAUCAGAUGCCUCUGAAAAGUUACAAAGUGUCCUGUUCCCCUUUCCCAUGGCAAGACUUGUCUGGAAGUUUAAUCUGGGAUAUACUGAACCUAACUAAAGACCUUGUACAUAGCCCAGCUCAUUGGUCAUUCAGUCACAAAAUCAUAACGACCAAAUGAGAUAUCAAGAUGAAGCCUAUUUAUCCUUUUCCCAAAUUAAUGCAUGGUUAGAAACCAAACUUUCCACUCAGCUGUCAGCUAGGCAUGGUAUACCAUUACUGCUAGCAUUGUCAGAGGGGUUGGUUAAUAAUUUGCUAAUGUUGGUUUCUUUUAGAAAAGAAAGCUGCUUCCUGAAAAUGUGUUGGAGGAGUUGGCAUCAUCAACACAGACUAGGUAAGCAAAGUAUGUUCUGGAGCACCAAUAAACGUUUCAGUGAGAUUGGGUUGUAUGCUUCCUUUGGCUGCAAUACUCAUAAAUGACUAACCCCCACCUACACUGAUGGAUUUAUAAUUUCCAACCAACACCAAUGGCCAGAACAGGGAGAGCAGCGCAUGAAUCAAAUGUCAUAAUAUGCAGCUGGUGUAUGCCCUACCUUUAAAAAUGUCUCUUAAAUAGUAAGGGAAUUGGAAAGUUGAGUUACUGGGCACUUGCAGAAGCCUUCCUAUCUUAGUUUUGUUAUUAUAUUCUUGAUAGGUAAGCACAGCUAUUAACAGUAAUUGCUGUGCGUAUUUUAAUAGGUUCCAAAUGAAUGUGCCAUUUUUAUAUUUGUGAAUAAUUGAUCAAAAGGUUCCUUACUAAAUGUCUUCCAAUGUUAAUUUCUCCUUAGCAAAAAUCAGCCAUCAGCCAUGCAAGAGCAAGGUAUGUGUACGGUUCUGCCCAAGAUUACAUUGCGUUUAUUAUGUACUUUGUAUCAUGCCAUAAAUAUUAGGAUCUACUUGCCAAUGCCCAUAAAAUAUUAUGACUAUUAUAAUAAUGACCAUGAUAACAAUUUUUGUGUUGUUCAUUAAUCUUAUAGUUUGAGAUAAUACUUUCACUUCUCACAAAAUGCAUUAGUGCUGUAAACUUUGUUCUUUAAUUCACAUAUUCAUCAUAAAUGUGCUGGGUCCCCAAUUAGCUGCACCUGUUUCUCUGAUAACAGUGGUCACUCUUUCUCUUACCACAUACAUUUGUGAGUAGUUUAGUUGCUAAAGAGGCUAAAAAAACUACUGGAAUGGGUUUGCAACUACAGUGGUACCUCGGGUUAAGUACUUAAUUCGUUCCGGAGAUCCGUUCUUAACCUGAAACUGUUCUUAACCUGAAGCACCACUUUGGCUAAUGGGGCCUCCUGCUGCUGCCGUGCUGCCGGAGCAAAAUUUCUGUUCUCAUCCUGAAGCAAAGUUCUUAACCUGAAGCACUAUUUCUGGGUUAGCGGAGUGUGUAACCUGAAGCGUAUGUAACCCGAGGUACCACUGUAGUUGUAAAGUAUUCUAGUCCUGCAUGGUAUCCAUUGAGGUGUAAAGUUUAAAUGAAAGUUUCCAUUAUUUUUAUAGGUCAGAAUGUUGAAGAUGAUUCUGAAAGUGAGAAUGGCCAAAAAGAUACAGAGGAAGACAGUGAAGAAAACUUGGCAACUAGGUAUGGCUGAGUGAUUCUUACAUGUCAUAGUGUUGUAAGAAAAGCCCAUUUAUUCUGUUCUGCAAGCGCAUAUGAUGUUCUUAUUGCUCCAAAUAACCAUUUAUUUGGUCACAAAAUCUCAGAUCCAGCCGCUUAAAGUACUGUACACAGAUAGUGUUGCAUGUCAGUUGUAUUGCAGGAUUCGCCAUGUGCAAGAUUUGGCUACUUCUGUCCAUUCGUUCAGUAAGACUCAGGAAACUGCUGUGCUUGGCUUGAAGACGAUCCUGGGUUUUAUUACUACAAUUGCCUUUUAAAAAAUCUGAUCUUGGAGACCCACAGCCAGUCACAAUAGAUAGUACUGAUAUAAGGCAUCUUUUAUAUAUUUACUUAGGAAAGUUUAUAACCCUGAUAGGUUUUUAUACUGUUGAUGAAUUAGCAUUGUUCAUUUUGAACAAGCCCGAAUUAUUAUUAGUGAAGCUGAGGAGUUAUUUAAUUUUAUUUUGAUAAAUCAAGGUUUUAGUAGUAACAUUAUUUCCCCCCCCACAAGCCAUUUUUUAACUCAUGCAAGCUUUAAAAUAUGCUGCCACGUGUGACAGUGUAUGUUUUCACAAAAGACAUGUCCAUGUUAAUACAAAGCCAAGCUUAGAGGCAGCUUCUGUACUUGCAGCAGUAUCCUGUGAAGACUGUCAAUAGUACGCAAAGUAGGACUGCCCACUAAGUAAUAACCUCAAUACCUGUUAGGUAUUUUUGACUUGUCACUUAAAUUAGCUUUAUGUAUGAGAACUUGAUCACAUACAUUAGAUUACUAGGAAAAAAGGGAAGUUGGAAAUCAUUUGACUAAAACUUUCUUAAUAUAGGUCUGCUCUAGUAAGAAAAGCUACAUUACAGAGAACUAAGUAUCAUUUUAUCAUUAGGCACCAAGAAAGCUAUAUGGCUGUGCAGCUGAAAGAUCAGGAUUUAACCAACAAGCAGCAGCAAGUGGCCAAAGACUUCCUACAAAAACACCUCUAUGGAAGAGGCUGCCACCGAACAACAGGUACAGUGGCCUUUUGCUUAACACAUUUGUAGAGCUAUACAUGCAGCUUAUGCUAAUUGACUCUUUGUCUUUUCAGCAAACCAGUAUUUUUCUGUUCAAAGCAAGAGAAGUGAUGUUAAAAAAGCUGCAUUCCAGUUUGUGAAUAAGUCUUGGGGUAAGUGUUUUUUAUUUUUUGAAUGUGCAUCCUAUGUGGGUAAUGAAGAUGUGGUAUGGAUACAAUCCCCCAUGGAGCUGUUUGUUAUGUAGGAGCGAUGUAAAGGAGGUUUUCUUCCUGGGACAGUGCUUGUAAGUGUCAUGUUCAGGUUUGACACUGACCCAUCUUUAAAGGACAAGUGUUUUUUUAAAAAGCAGAAAACCCGGCCAGAAAUAAACUUGUGUGUUUACAGUAUUUUUUACACUGAAGUGUAUUUAGCUCAGUGGUCAAUCACAUGAUUUGCAGAAGUUCCCAGUAUUUCAAGAUAAGCGGGGAAAGGUUCCCCUGCCUGAAACCCCAGAAGAGCUGUUAGUCAGUGUAAACAAUACUGAGCUAGACAGCAGUAGUUCAUCUUGGUAGACAAGUCAGCUUUCUAUGUUCCUAAAGAAGUUUGCUUUCUUGUUUGUGGGAGAUUGGCUGGCCAUGUUAAUAUAAAUAAAAUAAGGAUUGAUAUAUCCUGAGCAUGGAGCUCAAAGCACCUUGUUUGUUGGUAUUAUUAGCAAGAUCAAACAGGCCUCCUAAGGUAGAGAAUGAUUUUCUAGAUACUGUGUUGAGAGAAUGGUAUCACGCCUAGUGCUGUGGAUAAGUUGAUGUGAGACUUAAGCCAAAAACUGUCUGCCUUAAUGUACUCAGUUGCUGUGGCUUUCUCAACCCAGAGGUGAAGGGACAAUUUGGAAGGGACCUGGCAGCAGCUGUUACUUAAUAAAAUCUUUUUCUUUCCUACCAGGUGAAAUGGAAAAGCAAAAGGCUAAAAAGUUCACAAAGCACUGGGUUUCUUCAAAGAUAAGCUGCUGAAACACAGACUACAUUUUGACAAGUUGUGGAAAAUAAAUUGGAGUUUCUAAGUAAGAGCUGUUCAAUAUUUCUUACAUGUCUAUUGAAAAGAGGCUUCAUAUAAGCCAACUUCUGUAAAUACUAUAAAGUAUUAAGGGCAUUGUCAUAUUUUUACCCUGCUUUCUUCUCUAAACAGUGCAGUGUACUUUAUUAGCUUUCCACAUUUAAGCUAAAUUUAAUGCUGAAAUGCAAUUCUAUUCCUUAAAUCCUUAAAGGAUUGGAAUGUCUCCUGCAGGGUUACAAUUCUGCAGGACUGCUUUUUCAUAAUUGUUUUUAUUUUAACAAAUCUCUAGGUUAAUAAUUGCAUAUGUGCUUGUAAACAAUAUCUGCUGGAAUCUCAAUUGCUAAAAUAAAAAUGCAAAAGAACCAAUAUGGAUUACAAAAUCAAGUUUUCCUUGGCCCUGAAUUUCAACUUUCACAUACAAGCUGCACUGUGAAAAAAAAUACUUCUGAUGAAAGCUAUGCCACCCCCAUUGGUGUUCAGUUAAUAUUAAAGGAGUGUAAGACAAAAAGUGAACCUAGACUGCUAUGAUCUCUCAUCAAAAGGUUCUUUAAACCCUUUUAACAGAAAGGAAUCCCCUGCAGCCCAUGUCAUGACUUUCAUAACUAGAGAUGUUUAAUUAACUAGUCCCAAGUCCAAAACACAACACAAGCAAAGUAAGGUAGCCAUCCUACCAUAUGUAGAAGUAUUUAAUGGCUGGUUAAUUAUGGUAUCACUACAUUUUAUUGCAAUAGAGUACUCAUUUAAGCACUUUUAAAAAUGCAGGGUGUACAAAGAUUAAAUUAAGACUGAAAUUGACUAAAUAUUUGGUUUUUAUAUAAAUAGGCCAUAACCACACUGUGUUGACAUAUAAUACUGUUAUAAUACAACAGUUAAACAGGUGAGUCUACAACAUAAGUUGUCUGCAGUUAAACAGGAAACAGAGUUGAAAAGACCAUGUUAAAACAAAAACCACUAGGAAACAGGUUGAGAUUGUAAGUAGCAACAAACAUAUUCACUCAGCUCCUGAGUAUUUCAAGUUUUACAGUACACAUUAAAAAUAUUUCUUCCCAUCAAUACUAUACAGCCAAACUGUCAGGUACUUAUGCAUUUUGCAAAUUACACUGAUUGAUCUAUGUAAUAAUGGGGGUGGAAGUUGGCAAAUUAUCCCGCUUGAAGUUUACAUCACCCACAUACUAACACAUCCACAACAUCAUCUAUUUCGUCCAACCUUCCAUGAAGGCAGGACUUUUUUGGUUUGUCUGGAACAAUUCAAGGGUUUGUCAAUCUGAUGUUACCAAUGAUACUUAACUCUGGUUAAAGAUGGAAAAUUUAUCCUAACAGUAGGUUAGAAAAUCAUUUGCGUCAUGCUGUAAACUAGGAAGCAAUGUAAAGCAACAGACCUGUCCUUAGUACAUAAUUUAAAAAAUCCAAACUCCAUUCAGCAGAGCUGGUCUACUUUCAUGUUGAAUAUAGCCAGAUUAUACACCUUGGACAUCAUCAUAUGCAUAGCUAGUGUAGAUAAUCUUCCACUGUGGCAAAUGCACAGGAUCCAAUUCCUGACCGGGCCAUCAAUCCUAGACACUGUGAAGCCUGUCCCAUUGCAAGAGCAAGUGGAGGUUGCUUUGGUAGAUUGUGUGUCUCUGAAAAGAUUACAUAAUAUGUUACACUUAAGACCAGGGGAGGGGGAAAUCUUUCUUAUCAGAUACGUUUCCUACAAAAAUAUUGUGCCUCUCCAAUUACCAAACUGGACUUUAACUUCUUCCCAGCAUCCCAAAAGAGACUGAAUAUUUCACAUCACAAGACUUUACCAUAACAUAAACCACACAAGAAUUAUAUGGUAUCAAAACCUUGUGAAUCUUACCAGUCAAGAUUGGUAAGAAUUUAAGAAUUGGAGGAAUUUAAGAUUUGUGUCAUUUGAUGUACCAUGUCAUACAAAAAAUAAUCCUUCAAUGAAAAUGAGUGUGUAACUUUGACAUUUCCGGCAAAGGGAUUUGGUUAAGUGCCAAAAAUUGCCAUUGCAAUUGCAACACUACUGUUUUUGGCAUACAACACCAUAAUUGCUUUAGGUUAACUUACAAUAAUAAAUGUGCUAUGAAAUAAAUUCGCAAGCCUUACCUAGUAUUGCACUAUUGAGAACUGAACACACAGGCUCUCUCUGAAUGGGGUCCAGCUGAUUUCCUACUGGACUGCUCCAGGGAUCUGAAUAUGCAAGUAAACUGAAUGCAUCCUGUUGAGAAAUCCGGGCUUAAUUUUGUCAUUAUCAAAUUACCAUCCGAUUAAAAUCAAGUACACUUGCAUUAUUUUUUUAUCUUGCUAAAAAAUUGAGCUUUUGGUAGAGGGCACUAUUUAUUAUUUGCCAAAUGUAAAUUCCAAAUUCUCUUUUAAAAUCAUGAAAAUGAUUGUUACAUUUGUAAAAAGCCACAGUUCCUAACAACUACACAAUAUGAGAUCAAGUGCUCACUAUCAGAGCAGGGGUGGGACAGAAAGUGCUUAUGAGAAAGGAAACUGGUUUUUUGUUGUUGUUUAAUCGUUUCCAACUCUCUGGUUUAAUUUAGUCAUUUUCCACUACAUUUCCUUAAGUAUGAUCCAAUUCAUUCCUCCACACAGAAUUAAAAACCAAAGCUAUUCUAGCUACCAAAAACAAGUCAAACUGCUUUUCAGCUGCACAUUGUACUAGUUUUGUUAUUUGGGUGGCUAUUUGACACAAAUAGGUGCAAGCACAUUAAUGUUUCACAGAUAACAAGCUAGUGAGCUGAGAACUGCAAACAUCACCCUCUUCCUUGGCAUAGACUGGAUUGCACAUCAGUGUGGAUAUCAGCGCAAGCUCAUAUUUUACUGGAAAGACAUUUUAACUUACUUUGAGCAUUUUCUUAUUUGCUGUGUUUUUGCCACACUCUCUUCUUAGCUGCUCACUCAUGGCUUGCAAUUCUCUGCCAAAAUGAAUCAUUCUUUCAAUAGCUGCUUGGCUACCUCCACACAGUUGACGUCUUAACUGACUGGAAUCAACCUCUGUGAGAAUGAUAAGGCACUAUCACUAAACAGCACAGCAGUGAGAACACAGUGCUUUGACUACACACAAACUCAAUGAAUUAGGUCAAAGUAAUAAUUGUGGUUGAUCAAUUCAGGGUUUGGGCUUCUGAUUUAAGACUUUAAUUUCUAAUCCAUUUUUCAACUUUGAGAACUCUGCAAAGCAGCAUACAAUAAAAGUGACAACAGCCCAGAUAAAACCACAUAAAACACACACACACACACAACCCACCACACAGAACCCAAAUUCAAAAGGUAUGACAGAAUGAUGAUUUUAUUGUUCUUCCAAAGGAGCCAAGAAUGUGGAUCUGGAAAGCUUCCUUGGGAAGAAGUUCUACAAAACUGAGGUCAAUGCCAAAAGCGCAUUAUUCUUAGUAGCUGACAAGUCUUGAUAGCAGUGGUCUAAUAAUAACACAAGCUGGAGCUGUUUAAGUAUCUAAGAUAGACUUUGGUUACAAGGAAGGUCUGCUGACUCAAAUAAAAACUAAUUUAGGUUUGUUUAGUGUGUCUAUACUAACCCAGAGGAUGGAGGAGGGGAAGCGAGUCAUCCAAGUCAUAUUAUCAACUGCUUUUGAAACUUCCCUCAAAUUCAGAAGCAGUUGUCUAUGAGGUAAGCAAGACUUUCUUGGGCUCAUGAAACUGGAUCCUGACCACUGUAAAUAUUACUGCAAAUGUAACGAAGCAAGCUUUAUUUUGUUUUUUGUGUGUGUUCUGUUUUUAAAUUUAGCCAGUCGUAUCAAACAUUUCUCAUUAGGCAAGAUUGUAUGGAUUAAAUGAAUUUAAAUACCGUAUUUUUCGCUCGAUAACACACACCUGACCAUAACACGCACAUAGUUUUUAGAGGAGGAAAACAAGAAAAAAAAAAAUCUGAAUGAAACAGUGGAUGUAUCAUUUUUGUGCUUCAUGCUGUGGCCACAGACAUGUGAUUUGACGGUGAGUUUGGGGUAGCCCAAUGCAAAGAUCCUGAGAAUCCAUGUGGAUCUGUGCUUUGUAACCACGUUUUUGUACCAUUGCAGCCCCAGGCAACAGUGGGUGCGUGAUUUUUUUGGUGCAGGCUGUAGCCAUGGACAUGCUAUGUGAUCUGAUGGUGAAUUUGGGGUGACCCAAUGCAAAGAUCCUGAGGAUCCAUGUGGAUCCGUGCUUUGUAACCACGUUUUGCACCAUUGCAGCCCUGUUUUUGCAUCAGAUCAUUGCUAUGUGAUCUGAUGGUGAAUUUGGGGUGACCCAAUGCAAAGAACCUGAGGAUCCAUGUGGAUCCGUGCUUUGUAACCACGUUUUUGCACCACUGCAGCCCUGUUUUUGCAUCAGAUCAUUGCUAUGUGAUCUGAUGGUGAAUUUGGGGUGACCCAAUGCAAAGAUCCUGAGGAUCCAUGUGGAUCCGUGCUUUGUAACCACGUUUUAAGUGGGGAGGGAAGGAAAAACAUAGAAGGGACAAGGAGCACCGAGAGGGGUGUGCGGAGAAGCAGCUGGCUAAGAAUGCAGGAGAGGAGUUUUACCGGAGGGAGGAAAGGAAGGCAAAAGUUCCCCCCACGCACCCACCCAAGCCAGCCAGCUCUCUCUCCCCCCCCCACCUGCAUGUUGCAGCACCGGAGCACGGAGAGGAAUUAGAAGGAAGGACGCUCUGCUUUCCCCUCUGCUUGCCUGGAGGGGAGGGGUUUUCUCUGCUCUUUGUUCCGUUUGAGCAAACACAGUAACAAACAGAAGCGGGUGGGCAGUAAGACCCUGAGGCAGAAUGCAGGAAAGCAGCAGCUUCCUCUUUUCAAGGCUUCCCUUCUCCGGACGAUUGAUAUUUGUCUGAUUUUUGCCUUCACGCGCCUGUCGGCUCCAGGGACCACACAUUCGCUCAAUAACACGCGCAGACAUUUCCCCUUACUUUUUAGGAGAAAAAAUCUGUGUGUUAUAGAAGGAAAAAUACGGUAUACUAUUCUGUGAUAAGCUAUCUUAAACCAUGCAACUGAUUCUGCAACUUGCUCAUGCAUUAAAGAAGUAUUUGAUAUGAGAUAUUCUGGGCUCACCACAUAGCAAGGCAUCAUGCUAAUCUUGCAGACAGACGCUGGGUUUCACAGAAUAUGCCUUUUUGUGCAUGAACAUUUUUACAGGGCAUGAAAGUGGUGACAAUUUCCCCAUCAGUCUAGAAGCCCUUGUGCUGGGUUGGAUCCCCUCCAAAUCAUGGUGAUGGAAGUUUUAUUACAAACAAGUGGGCUUUUAUUUUAAAUAAAACCUGAUAAACAUCUGUCUGUAAUUUGACACACUAUGGAGAAAUACCAGAAUGUGUUUACAGUACACCCUCCCUAAAAUUAUAGAAAUAAGCACCCAUAAUUCUAAGCAAAGGAUAUUCACUAACUGUUCCCGAUUCUUGGACUUCACCUGAGUAAAGAUAUUCCUUUCUUGGAAAUGCCUCCCUUUACCACGGUUAUGGCUCCAGACCUGAUUCAGGCUUGGUAGCUAUAGAAAUGUAACUGCUUACUGCAAGGAAAACAAUCUUUUUGUCCUAUGAAAGUGCUUCUGAAUUUUAUAUUUUGGUAUUCCCAUGAAUUUGUUUUUUAACUAAGUAGUGCCAAAAAUGUGGAUGGGGGGGGGGGGGGAGAAGAGGUACAUUAAUUGUCACAAACACUUUUUGAUACACACCUACAACAAUAGCUAAUCAAAAAUUCUUACAGUAGUGUUAGUAGGUGUGUGUUUUGUUUUUCAAGGUACACCUUGGGAAAGUAUGAUGAAAAUUUACAAAAACUAUCCAGAAUGGAGCACAGACAUUUGCUAAAUUUGCUCCACUCUCUUUUACAUGUAUUUCUCCUUUAUCUGAUCCAUUUAAACAAAUUGAGUUUGUUCUGUACCUAAAUGCUCUAAAAGGCUGCAAGAUAGGAAGGAUUUGGGGAAUGACAUCAAAAGCACACUUGCACACUACCUCAAUCACGCAGAUGCAGACAGCAUCCUUGUACCUCAUUGGUCUAUGACACUGGGAAAAUGAGUAACAUAGCUCAUUAUUCAGAUCAACUUUCCCCAACCUGGUGCCCUCCAGAUAUUUUAGAGCACAGCUCUCAUCAUGCCUAAUUAUUGCCCAUGUUGGCUGGGGCUGAUGGGAGUUGUAAUCUAAAACAUCAGGAGGGCUGAGGCAAAGCUGAUGUAGUUGUUUCUACUUUACUCAUUAGCAGGAAAAGUGUAAUGCUGGUGUGAAGAAAUUCCACACAAUAAGAACCACUUAGGAGUUGUGGUGGGCAAAAGGCGUAACGCUGAAGCCAUUUCAAGUAGCAUCUGUGUGACAAUUCCAUCUCUUCCAAGAUUAUACAAAUUCAGAAGAUAUUUUACAACAACGGGAAGGAAGUGUGAGUCUUUCAAGCCAUAGUGAAGCACCACAAGAGUAAAAAUAAUCCAAUGCAAACUAAGUAAAUUAUAAAUGCAGACAUUACAUAUAAAAAUUUUCCACUGACUAUAGCACUUCAGAGCUAUAUAAACUGCCUGAAAACAGGUUAGGUAUGCCUAAAUUUCAUUUGGAAAUAACUGCAAGUAAACAAAACAAAAAAAUGGUGAUAGUAAUAUUAAAUAUGUAAGAAAUUUUGCUGCAGACCCAUUUCUGUGUCACAUUCUUCCAUUUCGUGAUCAUGUUUAGAACUACCGUUAAGGAAGCCAUUGGAUGAUGUCUCUGCAACCCCAUUGGAGUAGUGAUCUGUUUCCAUGUCUACAUCAUUGCUGAGAAGAGGAAAAAUGUAUCAUUAAGUUGGAAUGGGGGUCUCAUUUUUAAAUGUGCACCUCACUAUGUCCCACAAUGCAACUGGGGAAGAAUAAAAGCCUAUUUUACCAC
This is a messenger RNA of Podarcis lilfordi (Lilford's wall lizard), 12546 nucleotides long. Lineage: Eukaryota; Metazoa; Chordata; Lepidosauria; Squamata; Lacertidae. The record is from the annotation of a GenBank genome assembly.